CCUGCCCUCUGGCGGCCAUCACUGGAUAUUCCUGGCAUUUCUUGUGGCCCUUGAUCAGAUCUGCAUGUUUCGCAGAACUCAAGGACGUAGCAGUGCAUCUCCUGUCUCUUGAUGAGCACCUAAGCGACUUGAACAGCCAUCAGUCCCGUCUACCCGCCGCUGAAAGCUUGGCUUCAACGGUGUCUUUCCCGGCUCGACGCCACCCAUGGAAUCCCACUCUUCCCGCCCCAAAAAGACUGACAUUGUUCGCAAGCGAACUGGCUGUCAAAAUUGCAAAAAGAAAAGAAGAAAGUGUGACGAGACACGCCCGGAAUGCCUCGCUUGCGUGAAGAAAGGAGUAAAGUGCAGUGGCUACGAGCGCCCCGUGACCUUCAGAGAUGUCACCACUCGGGCAGCCGAGUCUUCAAGGAAGUUUGAGGAGGCUAGAUGGGCGGCCCUACGUCUUGAGGAUGAGCGAAGGAAACGACGCCGCAUUGGGUUAACCGGGGAGCCGUCUCCUACUCCUCAGCAGUCACCAACGCCAGGAGAUGUCGUAGAAUUGCCGGCGAGAGAUGCUGCGUUGACAGUUCCGGCCCCGGCACCUAUGCCUCCAUGGCACUCGGCGAACGCUGAGGGCUGGCUCGCUGGGUCCUUCACUCUACCGUGGCCACUUUACGACACAUCUGUGAGCUCUUCCGCGGUUCAAGAUUUACCUCAGCAACAACAAGACGUAGCAAAGUCAAGCAACAACUUGAGGGAGCUAGAGCAAGCUACAACGUUCGAGAACUCUACCAACCGGUUGAUGCUGACAAGUGGAGUACCAAACAUCUCGGCACCAGUAGGGGAAGCCCAGAGCCCAGCCUUGACGACUGGCUGGGACGAGUUCCUCGUCACCGACGGUUCGUCUCCAGGGUCAUCCACGUCCACUUCAUCUCCCCUGGGCGGACCGACGGUCGACUGCCAGCUAUCGAUACCUCUAGAAGAGGUCCUUAUCCAGCACUUCGACAGGAACGUCCUUCCCCUGAUACCAGUCGCCCUCUCCUUUCCGAACCUUUUCCGACAGAGCAGCUGUUUCCGAUCAGCGGUACUAGCUCUGUCCGCUAGUAACAUUAAGCUGACGCAGCCUCUCCCCAUCGAUCCGCUCGUGCUCCGCCGGGUAUGCGACGACAGCAGCGUCUGGAUCUACUACGACACAGCAGUCAAGGGGCUCCAAGCCCAGCUUCAGAACGUUGAAAACUACCGAGGCGAGGAGCUUGCGGGCGCCGCAUUGCUGCUUGCAUACCACGAGCUGGAAGCCGGUACGGCUCUGGGUAUCCGAAAUCAUGCCACUGGUCUCGAUGCCAUAGCCUCCAAGCUCGACUUUGCCGCGUCGUCUAUCCCCGACCUCUUCAAAGCCUGGCGAAUGCUUCGCUACGAUGUUCGUUUCAUGAUGUUGCCGACGCGAGCGACCUGCAAUGUGGUAGACAAUUACGAUGUCUCGAGUUUACUAGACCCACAACUAGCCAUUCGGGAUAUUCUCUUCAGGUUACAUGGUCUUCAUGCACGCUAUGCGAUGGAGGCUACGUUCAGCCAAGACACCACCGCAGAAGGGAAUAGCGCUUCAGAGAAAGUCGCACUGUGGCUCAUGUCCGUUCUCGGCCGGGAAUCGGAUCGCCGUAAUGUGCGUCUCAAGGAUUUUCACAAAGUAAACCUCACGCCGGACAUGAUAUUGCGGCAGUGCAAUGUGUUUUCUCAUCGGCUGGAUAAUUGGCACAAGGGGCUUUGCACCCAUGACAUGCCGGUCGUUAACCUUGGUACGGAUUCGGAUCUGAUCAGUGGCGCUACGUUUGAGACUUUUGUCACCUACCGUUUCGGCGACACGCGUAAGGCUCUUGAGUACGUGAUUUAUCUCGUGUGCAGGAUGACGUGCAGCUACCUGCGGUCUCUAUUCGACCCGUCUGUGCAGUCUUCGGGCACGGAUGCCCUUGCCAAGGUAAUUCUUGGUAUUGUUUGUGGCAUGAACAUGCAACAGCGGCAGCAAUUCACUAUUCUUCGGGUGGAUGUCCUGCUCAGGAUGGCUGCAGGCUUGUCUGAGGGCACAAACUUCAUCACCACGGUUCUUGACUAUCUGCUUCCAAGACUGAUUUCUUCGGGUCUCACUGGUCCUGACAUUGUUGCGUGGGUUUACUUGAAGUCAGCGUUGGAGCUUGAGCUUAGGGAAAGACGGAAGGGCCGGGCAAUCAGGAUGACCAUCGAUGGAGUCGAGGAGGACUGUGAGAUGUGGCAGUUGGUGAACAGGCAUCCCGUGGCUGCUUUUGGGGACUACAAUGGAAAGGGGUACUUCAGGGAUUGCUAUGUCAUUGAGUGUCUAGGCUGAAAGGCAUGAGGUGGAAAUGAUCGACAAUAUCUUUGUUCGAAGCGCCCUGCAGGUCUUUCCUAUGAUUCAAGCCUUAGUACGCAUAAAACAGAACGUUUUCGUUCUCGGAUUGCCGAAUCUUCUUGUUCUCACUCUUGAGCCAGAACCGCAUCGCCCACGCACCCAUGGCAGUCGUCAGUACGUCUAAUAACAGAAGAGCACGAGAUUCAUGCCUGCAUC
This is a messenger RNA of Colletotrichum acutatum, 2554 nucleotides long. RefSeq lists its product as uncharacterized. Gene Ontology annotation, biological process: positive regulation of transcription by RNA polymerase II. The transcript has 2 exons. NCBI's taxonomy places the organism in Eukaryota, Fungi, Ascomycota, Sordariomycetes, Glomerellales, Glomerellaceae. Gene Ontology annotation, molecular function: transcription cis-regulatory region binding; DNA-binding transcription factor activity, RNA polymerase II-specific; zinc ion binding. Gene Ontology annotation, cellular component: nucleus. Bases 206 to 2335 code for a protein of 709 amino acids. The record is from RefSeq and is a predicted model, not a curated record.